AUGUUGGACAGUGCGCUGGAUGUUGUGUCACUCAGCUUGACAUGCACACGAUUGUACAAUAUGAUGAUACAGGACAAGUUACCAACAACUUGUAAUGUAACCAAACGUGACAGUCAUUGUUAUUGGAAGACUUCACAUGACAUUGAACCAGGUUCACUAUCACCGACACUCAUCUCUCUUACGCUUGGCUCAGAGUCCCAUGCACAGAUCAAACCUGGCUCACUCCCACCAUCACUCAAGACACUGUGGCUAGACGGACUGACCAACCAUGAGCUCAGACGCGGUGUGCUCCCACCGUCGCUCACUACACUCUACUUUGGCUUUGUCUUUGAUCAUCCUAUACUGCCGGGCUUACUGCCUCCUUCACUUCAGACACUCGGCUUUGGCAGAGGAUUCGAUCAACCAUUGCGACCAAAUACGCUCCCGUCAUCACUCACCAAGUUGAGCCUAGGUGGUUUCUUUAAUCAAGAGCUCACACCCGAUACCCUGCCCCCAUCCCUUACCUCACUUACUCUGAGCUCAGAGUUUAAUCGUAGGAUUGAGACUGGCGUACUUCCAUCAUCACUUAAGUCCCUGACCUUUGGAGGCGGGUUCACUGGUGGCAUCACACCUGGCAUGCUCCCCUCGGGACUUGAGACCUUGACUCUUGGCUACAAUGACAACAACCCAAUCGUAUGUGGUACCCUUCCUGACUCCUUGACAUGGUUUGGCAUUGGCGCGCAGUUCAACAACACUAUAGAGAUUGGAUCUUUGCCCAGGUCAUUGAAGACCAUUCGCUUUGGCUAUGAGUUCAAUGGACAACUCAAGGAGGGUAUCCUACCGUCAUCGUUGACAGAGUUGGAGUUUGGCGUUCGAUUCAAUCAGCCGCUCAGCCAAGUGAAACUACCAAGCUCACUCAUAUCACUCAAGUUCAUGAAUGACUUUAAUCAUUCGAUUCAGCCUGGCGAGCUACCUUGCUCACUCCAAUCACUGACGUUUGGAAGGAACUACGAUCGACCACUGAUUCCAGGUGGCCUCCCGCUAUCAUUGACAUUCCUGUCGUUUAAUGUUCAAUUCAAUCAAGAGUUGACCGAGGGUGUGCUGCCCAACUCGAUUACAAGCCUGGAGCUUGGAACCAGCUACAAUCAGCGUUUGGCGCCCAACGUACUACCAUCAUCGCUCAAGAGAUUGUCGAUGUCAUUUAUGUUCAAUCAGACGUUGGAAUAUGGGUCUCUACCUUCAUCCUUGAUAGACCUAACGUUUGGCCAUAUGUACAAACAGAUCAUUGCGCAUGGAGUGCUGCCCACCUCGCUAUUGUCCUUGAAAUUGGGCCAUGCAUUCAAUCAGAGGAUUGACCUUGGUGUUCUCCCAACAUCCCUCACAUAUCUUGGAUUUGGCAACAAGUUUGCAGAAGAGAUGGAGGCUGGCGUACUUCCUGAUUCAAUCCAAUGUUUGGUAGUUGGUCCAUUCUACUCACAUGCAAUCCGGCCUCCAUCCAGCCUCAAAACCCUCGCGCUGUAUGGGUUUGAAGCACUUGUCAAACACCAACCAUACCCUGCAUCGUUGGAAGAUGUCACAAUGACCGCAAGGAUCAAGUAUUUGGAAGAUAUACCAAAGGAGCCAAUCAAGAUGGCGCAUCGCCUACGUGAAGUCCGCAUUACAAUAGAGACAAAUAAUCAACAAUUGUCCCGCGAUCUCAUCAGAGCACUGGUGCAUGCCAUUCCCAAUGUGCAAACCUAUCAAAUAACGUCAGUCAAUAAUUUAGGUGAUUCAAGAAUGCAUGGUAACAUCAACUUUGAGGCACAAAUACGUCCAAUCGACAAUGGUCGUGUAGCUCUAUGCAUCGUGACCGAGCCAGAUAAUCCCACCCAUCAGUUGAUCAACACCUUCAUCCUUUGA
This is a messenger RNA of Acytostelium subglobosum LB1, 1878 nucleotides long. RefSeq lists its product as hypothetical. The record is from RefSeq and is a predicted model, not a curated record. The transcript has a single exon. Lineage: Eukaryota; Evosea; Eumycetozoa; Acytosteliales; Acytosteliaceae. The coding region runs from base 1 to 1878 and encodes 625 amino acids.